Vitis riparia (riverbank grape) is the source of this 378-nucleotide messenger RNA. Its product is annotated as origin of replication complex subunit 1A-like. Bases 77 to 367 code for a protein of 96 amino acids. The transcript is spliced from 2 exons. The record is from RefSeq and is a predicted model, not a curated record. Lineage: Eukaryota; Viridiplantae; Streptophyta; Magnoliopsida; Vitales; Vitaceae.
GGAAAAUGCGAGCUCGGAUGAUGAAGAAUUGCAAGUGGAGGAGUGUAGGGUAUGUUUCAAGUCUGGAAGGGCUGUGAUGAUUGAGUCUGAUGAUUGUCUGGGUGGGUUUCAUUUGAAGUGUUUGAAACCACCGCUAAAGGAGGUUCCAAAAGGGGAUUGGAUAUGCCAGUUUUGCGAGGCCCGGAAAUUGGGUAAGGAAGUUGUGCUUCCAAAGCCACCCAAAGGGAAGAGACGGAAGAGAAUUGCAAGGGAGAAGCUUCUUUCCAGUGAUUUAUGGGCGGCUCAUAUUGAAAAUAUGUGGAAAGAAGUGGAUGGUACUUACUGGUUUCGGGGCGAUGGUAUAUCAUUCCUGAAGAGAUUGUGUUGAUUGUAACAUUU